UGGAUAUAAGAUGAACAUUGAUUUCUACUUAGUAAAUCUUAAAUUUGCUUGGUUUUCAAAAACAAGAAAUAUAACUAAAUACUUCUGUCUAUAUAAAUGGACUGUAGAAGACGAUAGUGCUGAGAAUUGACAAGAACACGGAAACAAAUAAAACAUUAAUCAUUCGAAACAAUUUUAUUAACUGCUUUAUAUAGAAUAAGAAUAUUUUGAAACCCCCCUAAAGGAUGAAGACCAGUCAAAUAAUGCUGGUUACAAAUAUUCUGUGUCUUCUGCUUCUUCGUUCAACCAAUGCUUACGCUGUCUUAGAAGGAAAAAAAAUUGUGAAGAAUGUUUAUACAAAAGGUCAACCAACCGUGUUACAAGCCACUGCAGGUUUCAUUUCAUCUCCUCAUAGUACUGAAGAACUCAAUAAUAUUAAUCAUACUAAUACUAAUAAUGGAAAUGGUUUCUCUACAAUUCAUCAUGUCCCGCAAGAUUCAACUAAUAACUAUGUUCUGCCUAAUUUUAUAACUGGAGCACAUCUAGUACCCGCAGAUUUAUUACUUACAGACACCGAUGACCAAAACUCAACACAGUGGUCGUUUUCGACUACAUUUGUUCCCCUAGACACACGUAAAUUUGAUAAUAAAACUGAUGAAGAUACAAUAAUGAAAUCUAAAUUAUCUGAACAACAGGACCAAAGAGAAGAGAUGCAUUCGUUUGGAGGAGGAAAUCAAAGAGCAUUUAUAGAAAAUCAUUUACCAGAAAUGCCGCCAGCCUAUCCUUAUGAUAAUGAAUAUUAUUUGCCUGAGGAAAUGCGGAAGUAUCAAGUUGUUAUAUCCUCUGACAUGGAUCUUCCAUAUUCUAUGGAUCAGCCGAAUGAUGGUAUCAAUGGUGCAGCUAGAUCUUCAUGGCCUUAUAAUAAAGACUAUAGCCAUUAUUUUGAAAAUGAAGUUCAGUUCAAACAAGGUUUGCUAACAGAUCAGCAGAUGAAAGAAGAAGCUCGACCUGUUUAUCACUCCCCAGUUCGUUGGGCCAUUAGGGAUAUAGCAUCACGUGGACAACCAAGACAUAUUGCCUGCAGUCAACCAUUAGACAGAGGUGUUGGUUCAAAUGAAUUAUCUUCUUGGUAUUACGAUUCAAAGGAUGGUCGAUGUCGCUGGUUUGGAUACCGUGGUUAUGGCGGUAAUGCAAAUAGAUUUUACAGCCGUACAGCUUGUGAAGAACUAUGCGUUCGAGACAACCAAAACAUGUGUGAGUUCGCCAAAUGUCCAAAAUCUAUUACUUCCUGUGAACUUGUUGGAGAUGAUUCAUGCAAAGUUUACAAGCAACAACAUUCUAAACCUUGGGAAGCUGAAUGCCCUCCUGAUCAACCAGUAUGUAUUACUAAACGUAAUACAAGAAUGGCACCAGAUAUUGAAUUUGAAAAUGUUCCAUCAGAAUGCCGACAGUCACCUGAUCCAGGUUCAUGUCAAGUAAAAAAUCCUUCACAAAAUUUCUUUUAUGAUAUCGAAAGUAAUGAUUGUAUUUCAUUUUACUUUCAUGAAUGUGGAGGAAAUGAUAAUCGUUUUCUUACAAAAUCAGAUUGUAUGAGUCAUUGUUCACCGUGAAAAACUAGAAAAAAUUUCAGCCAACAUUUUCAUUUACACAAUAGUCAUUUUCAUUAUACUUACCAUCAUCUUAAUCGGUAACAGUUACAACAGUUUUAUUCAAGACACCAUAUGUAACAUUACUAUAAUAAGUAGUAUUGCUAGUAGUAUAGAAUGUGUCGCAAAAGUAUUACUGAGAAAAAGAAAAACGCAUGUUAUACACUUUAUUUUCUUCUGGUAAAAUGUGAUAACAUUCAUGUUUUUCUCUGGUUUUUUCGUUAAAACAUUUUGAAAUGAAUAAACUCCCAGUUAACUGUAAUUAAUUAUCAAUUAAAUUACACUAAUUUGAUUUUACUUUAUUUCGUGUAACAUGAAUAAUAAUAAUAAUAGUAAUAAUAAUGAUAAUAAUAAUAGCGUAUUCGUUGGCUUCCAUAAAUAUUAUCAGUACAAAAA
Messenger RNA from Heterobilharzia americana, 2021 nucleotides. The record is from the annotation of a GenBank genome assembly. Lineage: Eukaryota; Metazoa; Platyhelminthes; Trematoda; Strigeidida; Schistosomatidae.